UAUGAAUACUUCAACGCUGUGCUCAUCAACGAACGGGACGAAGAGGGAAACUACCUGGAGCUGGGCAAGGAGUUCAUCCUGGUGCCCAAUGACCACUUCAAUAAUUUGCCUGUGAACAUCAGCCUGAGCGAUGUCCAAGUACCAACCAACAUGUACAAUAAGGAUCCAGCCAUUGUAAAUGGAGUUUAUUGGUCGGAAUCUCUAAAUAAGGUUUUUGUUGAUAACUUUGAUCGUGACCCUUCUCUCAUCUGGCAGUACUUUGGAAGUGCAAAAGGAUUUUUCAGGCAAUAUCCAGGAAUUAAAUGGGAACCUGAUGAGAAUGGAGUCAUUGCAUUUGACUGCAGAAACAGAAAGUGGUACAUCCAGGCAGCAACUUCUCCAAAAGAUGUGGUAAUUUUAGUGGAUGUMAGUGGCAGUAUGAAAGGGCUUCGCUUGACUAUUGCAAAACAGACAGUUUCAUCCAUUUUGGAUACCCUUGGAGAUGAUGACUUCUUCAAUAUAAUUGCUUAUAAUGAAGAACUCCACUAUGUAGAGCCGUGUCUGAAUGGAACAUUAGUUCAAGCAGACAGAGCCAACAAAGAGCAUUUCAGGGAACACCUUGACAAACUUUUUGCAAAAGGAAUUGGAAUGCUGGAYAUUGCUUUGAAUGAAGCUUUCAACAUGCUCAAUGAAUUCAAUCACACAGGACAAGGCAGCAUUUGCAGCCAAGCCAUAAUGUUGAUCACUGAUGGAGCUGUGGACACAUACGAUACAAUAUUUGCAAAAUAUAACUGGCCAGACAGAAAAGUCCGUAUUUUUACCUAUCUGAUUGGAAGAGAAGCUGCAUUUGCUGAUAACCUGAAGUGGAUGGCCUGUGCUAACAAAGGGUUUUUUACUCAGAUCUCUACYUUAGCUGAUGUGCAAGAGAACGUGAUGGAAUAUCUGCACGUUCUCAGCCGACCAAAGGUCAUCGACCAGGAGCACGAUGUUGUGUGGACUGAAGCCUACAUUGACAGCACUCUUGCUGAUGAUCAGGGAUUGGUGUUGAUGACAACUGUUGCCAUGCCAGUAUUUAGUAAGCAAAAUGAGACUUUGGGUAUUCAUGGAUAUGCUUUUGCAAUUACAAACAAUGGAUAUAUUUUGACUCACCCAGAAUUAAGGCCUUUGUAUGAAGAGGGGAAGAAACGAAGAAAGCCCAACUACAGCAGUGUGGACCUUUCUGAGGUGGAGUGGGAAGACAGAGAUGAUGUGCUCCGAAAUGCAAUGGUGAACCGGAAAACGGGAAAAUUCUCCAUGGAAGUGAAGAAGACGGUGGACAAAGGGAAGCGGGUGCUGGUGAUGACAAAUGACUACUAUUACACCGACAUCAAGGGUACCCCAUUCAGUUUAGGUGUGGCUCUCUCUAGAGGACAUGGAAAAUACUUCUUCAGRGGGAACGUAACUGUGGAAGAAGGUUUACAUGAUUUAGAGCACCCUGAUGUAUCUUUAGCAGAUGAAUGGUCCUAUUGCAACACGGACUUACACCCCGAGCACCGGCAGAUGACUCAGUURGAGGCGAUCAAACGCUACCUCACGGGAAAAGAGCCCCUGCUCCAAUGUGAUAAAGAAUUGAUCCAGGAAGUUUUGUUUGAUGCAGUUGUGAGUGCACCAAUUGAAGCUUAUUGGACCAGCCUAGCACUGAAUAAAUCAGAGAACUCUGACAAGGGRGUGGAAGUCGCCUUCCUGGGGACACGGACGGGGUUGUCUCGGAUCAACCUCUUUGUGGGCCCAGAGCAGCUGACCAACCAAGACUUCCUGACAGCUGAAGAUAAGGAGAACAUUUUUAACGCUGACCACUUUCCACUCUGGUACAGAAGAGCUGCUGAACAAAUACCUGGGAGCUUUGUCUACUCAAUCCCAUUYAGCACAGAAACUGCCAACAAGAGCAAUGUGGUGACAGCCAGUACUGCCAUUCAGCUUCUGGAUGACAGGAAAUCUCCAGUGGUUGCAGCUGUAGGUAUCCAGAUGAAACUUGAAUUUUUCCAGCGGAAAUUUUGGACUGCAAGCAGACAGUGUGCAUCUCUCGACGGCAAGUGUGCUAUAAGCUGUGAUGAUGAAACAAUCAACUGUUACCUAAUAGAUAACAAUGGAUUUAUUUUAGUAUCUGAAGACUAUCAGCAGACUGGUUACUUUUUUGGGGAGGUUGAAGGGGCAGUGAUGAACAAGUUACUAACAAUGGGCUCUUUUAAGAGAAUUACCCUUUAUGACUACCAGGCCAUGUGUAGGACAAACAAAGAGAGYAGCGACAGUGCCCAAAGCUUACUGGACCCUUAUAAUGCCUUCUUUGCUGCAGUAAAGUGGAUUAUGACUGAACUUGUCUUGUUCCUUGUGGAAUUCAAUCUAUGCAGUUGGUGGCACUCUGAUCUAACAGCUAAAGCGCAGAGGCUGAAACAAACCCUAGAGCCCUGUGAUACAGAAUAUCCAGCCUUUGUUUCCGAGCGCACUAUAAAGGAGACCACRGGGAAUAUUGCUUGCGAUGACUGUUUCAAGUCUUUUGUUAUCCAGCAGAUCCCAAGUAGCAACCUCUUCAUGGUGGUAGUAGAUAAUGAAUGCUUCUGUGAUUCUAUCCCACCAAUUACCAUGGCACCUAUAGAAAUAAGGUAUAAUGAAUCCCUCAAAUGUGAACGGUUAAAAUCUCAGAAGAUAAGAAGACGCCCAGAAUCUUGUCAUGGAUUUCACCCUGAAGAAAAUGCAAGAGAAUGUGGCGGUGUCUCAGGCCUUAGUGCUAAACCUUCUCUUGUUCUUCUUGCUCUGCUAUUGRCGAUUUUCUCCAGGUGACAUUGACUGAUGUGUUCAACUGGCAUGCUAAAACAUGGAUAAACUGUGAACUGGGAAUGGUGCAACAUAGAGGACAUGAAAUAUAGUCAGAGCAUCAGCAUUUCAUGAUUUUAAACUGUUGGUGAUAUAAAUUCUUAAAGAUAYGUUGAAAAAAUAUUUAUCUUUUUACUUUGCAAGUCAUGCAGAUGUGAAUUUGGCAUAUGGUAGUCAUGAAUCAUCAAAAAAGGACUUGGUAGAUAGAGGUGACCAUUGCUUUGUCCCAUUGAAAACAAUUUAAACUGUGUACUUUUUUCAAUAAAGUAUAUUAAAAUCACAGUUUCAGAGUGUAUUUUAAGWAUGCUACUAUAUUUGUUCAAAUAAUGAAUGAUGGGAAGAAAAUAAAGUAAAUGGAUGAUAUUUUAUUAUGCUUUUAGCCUCUUUCUGAAAAGAUUCAGAGAAGAAAAUGUGGAGUUGGCCUUUACAAGAAGGCAGAAUAGCUUUAAUUAACAAGUUAAGGAAACACUUAUGUGUGUGAAGCUGAGCAGGUAAUGUGUGGUGCUGAAUUAUAGUGAAGGUUUAUUUUCUGGGAAUAGCUAUAAAACAACUUAUCUGCAUUUAGAAAGUGAGUCAAAGCCUYGUUAAAUCCUUGCUUCAAACUUGGGCAAGCUUUAGAUCAAAUUGGUGGAUUUGCCUGCAGAUGGCAAAAUGAAAUACUUUUCACCCAGAGGAGUAGGAAGGUAUUUGGAACAGCCCAUGCAGAAGGGUGGCACUGU
Messenger RNA from Malurus melanocephalus (red-backed fairy wren), 3548 nucleotides. RefSeq names its product calcium voltage-gated channel auxiliary subunit alpha2delta 3 (gene CACNA2D3). The annotation marks the transcript as partial. The transcript has 32 exons. Gene Ontology annotation, molecular function: voltage-gated calcium channel activity. NCBI's taxonomy places the organism in Eukaryota, Metazoa, Chordata, Aves, Passeriformes, Maluridae. The record is from RefSeq and is a predicted model, not a curated record. Gene Ontology annotation, cellular component: voltage-gated calcium channel complex.